CCACUCAUGAAUAACCCGAGCAGUGGCGGACCGGCCCCGCGCAUUUCGACAUACAGCGACGGUACCACCCACCAGCAGCACCUUACUUCGCCUCCCUCAGCUGUUCUCGGGCUGGCUACCAUGCGAUACGGCCAGGGCACAGAUCAAAACAACCUCUCGAUGGCGCAGCAGCAGCAGCAUCAACAACAACAACAGCAGCAGCAGCAGCAACAGCAGCAGCAGCAGCCGGCGGUAUCGUUGGCUGACAGUCUGAUCAACGAGAUGACAGCGGUUAACGGGCUGGCAGCUAACGCAGUGAACAGCGGUGGAUCGGCUAUGGAUCAGCUCUUGUACAACUACAGCAACAAUGCUGCCAGCAUCUCAGCAACACAUAGCAACAUCCCAUCGGCACCGACCGCCUCCUACGGUGCGGGCAUGCAUCCGGCCACCCACAACUUUGCUAGCAACCUUAUGCUCCAGACACCAGCAUCGCACCAGACAUAUCUGACGCUACAGGGGAGCAGUAACAGCGGCAGCAACAACCCAACUGACCACGGCGGCAAUAACGGCGUCGACAAAUCGGCGGGAAUCUUGAUGGGCAGCAUGCCACCAUCGCUGGCUACUGACCUGUCGAACUUGCCAAUUGGCCGCUACUUCACUGCUCUUGGAUUUCAAAACCGGCAAAAUAUGGAAGGCGCGGUUAAAUCGACCUCGCAACAGCAGCGACAACAGCAGCAGAAUGUGGCUGCCGCGCUGGCGCAGGGUGGCAUAAAUCCUGCGCUGCCAUUUGUGCCAAUGCUAGCCGUGCCAAUCGCCACUACAUCAACAACGCCGGCUAUCUUUGUCAAUAGUGGGCACCUCAAAGAGCAGCCCGUUCGGCGACAGACACUGGCAACGCCAGCACCUUCAGCAAAUGCACAUACUCAGCAGCAACAGCAGCAACAACAACCACCACGGAGCCGGCAAUCGCUCCUAGUAUCAGAAGCGGCACUAUCGCCAAGAACAGCAGCGGCAGUGGCAGCGGCAGCAGCAGUGAGUGCGGCCACAGUCACAGAGCCACCGCCGAUAGCCUCGACCCAGAAGAUUCAGCACAACAACAGCAACAAUGCUGACGUCGAUAAUGGCGGUGUCGUUCGCAUGGAAGAUCUCGCUGAGCGUGGCGCAGUGAUUGCCGUCAACGGAAACUACCAGAUCCCCGGCGACCUACUGGCUACUGGACGGAGCUCAAUGACAAUUGGAGCGGCUGUAGGCAGCGACAAGCGCCGGUUCAAUCUGAAAUGGCUGUACGACUACCCAUGGCUGCGCUUUGACCCGCAGGCCAAUGCCAUGAUGUGUGCGCUGUGCAAGGACGGCAAGCGUGCGAAUCAGUUUGCCAAGCGUGGCAGCCGCAACUUUAAGACCGGAGCGUGGCACAGUUUUGGUGCCCCGUCCUUUGGGCCCGGCAACCCCGUGCUUGUCCUUAUCGAUGGCUUGUGGGCUGCAGUGUCGCCGACCUCCUCACUCGCAACUGGCUCGGCCAGUGAUCAUAACAAGCCACUGCAGACAAAUGUCGUGCUGACACAAUCUCCUGGCGAACUGCGCCCAGCCACUUCGUCGCCACGGCAUGCCCCUAGUUCGGCGAAUACGCCUCACGCCAGCGGUAUGAAUACAGCUACCAAGCCUGGUCCACCACGGCAGGCCGGUGCCUCGCAGUCUCUCGAGCUUGUCAAUCCCAGCCAACAUAUGGAGAUUGUGUCCGAGAUGCGUCAUUUUUCAGAAUCGUCUACAGCACCAACACCUCACCAGCACCAGCACCAGCACCAGCAGCAAUUGCAAAACUUGGCAAGAGUCAGUGGCGCCGGGUUUCCACCACACAUGCCACAGAUGUCAGAGACUGCAGAAGCAUCGACAAUCGUCGUAAACCACACGCAACAGUCUUCAGACGGCUCAGUUGUCGUUUCAGCCCGGACACCCGCAGCUCAGACCAAUACGGCUGACUCGACAAAUACCGUCGACACGUUCAACUCUGCGUCACAUAUGUCAGAAGAUCAUUGUCACCCCGCAGCGGCCACGCCUGCACCCGAAGCGCCGCGUGGCAACCUUGUGGUACGUGGCGCCAGCCGCACCACAGUGUCGUCAUCGGUCAGUAGCAGCAGCAGCGCAAUGAUGGAGGAGAAGUACAUUAAGGAGUUCAAUUUUGCGCUGCAGGCGCUGCUCCAGGCCAUGGAUCACAAUCUCCCGCUGUCAUCGGUCUUAAAUCUGUACAAGCUGCAGCUCGCUCCGGCACCCAUUUCGACCAUCGGCUCGACUGGCGCUGCAGCCAGGAGCAGGGCGAAGAAGGAUGACGUCAGUUUGGCAGGCGCUUUGUGCGAUGGCAUCGAAGCUGCGCGGUCACUGCAGCACGUGGUGUCGAGUGAGGUAUUGUCGCUAAUUAAGGAUGAAGUCAGCGAAUCGCCAGCUUUCUCGGUGAUCAUUGACGAGGCACCGAUCCGCGAGCACAACAGUCUGGUCGCACACGUGUUGCUGUAUUUGCGCUAUCUGCGCCGCGACCCAUUGUCUGAGACAGGCGAGCUUGAGGUAGCAACACGCUUCUGGCGCUGCGUCCAUCUGUACCACGAAAAAGACGGUCGAGUCGCGCGUCGUGACCCUAUCGGCAUUGUCAUGGUACUACUGAGGCGGGCCAAGAUCGACCUUGAUCGGCUGGUAUGCAUAUCGUACGAGCGGCCAACCACAGCGGGCUUUAACGCCAUGGAGCGUCUUCGGCUGCCGCAUGCGCUCCAUUGGCACGGUGUAUUUGCAUAUGCACAUUCGCUUUCACCUCAGCUGUAUGAGGAAAUUGCCAACAAGUCGGAUGACUUUGUCAGCUUCUCGAUGACGCUGAUGGACCUGUGUCUGUUUGUGUACUCGCACCCUGGCAGCUUCGCGUUUUUGGGCAUUGAUUUCCAGGAGACCCUCUACAAGACGCUGUUUGAGAUCCUGCUCACCGACACUACGCGCACCACGCGCCUGCCUAUCUCGCUCAUGCCUACGAUUGUCAUCACCAUUGCUCGCAACAUUUCGCAGAUCGUGGUCACGGUAGCAGCACUGGCCAAGGUAUCAACAGCUCGCCAAGCUCCAUCAAGCCUGGAUCCGUCGCGCAGCAGCGUGGUUCCCGAUACCGGGGAUGGCAUCUCGCCGUCGUUGACUCGGUCGCCCAAAUCGCCGCGUGCAGCCAUGCAGAUCCCACUCCCGGUUGUUGACAUACUCAUGUCUUCAAUGGGCAGCUCGUCGAGGAGCGGUGGGAACCGGUGUCCGCUGCCAGACGUCUUGUAUGAGCACUUGAGAGACUACAACUUCCUUGGCUGCUUGCACUUUAUGGCCGACAUAUUGCUGCAGGUCAAGCCGAUCUUGGAUCUGGGCAACCACCUGGAGCCACCUAGUCGUGCGUUUGCAAUGCAGACCAACUCGGAGGACAAGCCGAAGAAGACGCUGGAUCAGCUACAGCGUCUGUGCGUCGAUACAAUCCGUGAUGUAGUAGACUCGAUUAGCCAGAUGUAUGGAGAUGAUCGUCACGACGAAGAGGACGACGACGAAGACAGCUCGAUGCAAGUCGACAGGACUCCCCCCCAGGUGAACGUUGAGUUGGGAGAUGACGACUAUGCUGGCCAUCAUCUGAACGAGUUCAUGCAGCUGACUACCCGGAACAAUGACUCCAACGAAUGCACAUUCCGCAGCUUCAAGCUGUGCAAUUACUCGAAGGAUGAAAGCCCAGCACGCCUGAUCGAGCUCAUUCGCACUGCGGCAGCGGCGAUCUUGCAGGACCUGCACGUGCGCUUCUCCACUGACGACCUGGACUCCCUGAAGGCGAUCUCUGAGCUCUGGAGCCCGGACAAGUACCCAGCCAAGGCAGAGGACCUUGCUGUCUUUGGCAACAUCCAUCUGGCCCAGUUUGCAGAGUCGCAAAGACAGCGCGGCUCGGUGCCAACCAUCUCAGGCCUUGGAGUGCAUGGCUCCAGCGGCAACGAGCUCGGCAUGAGGCCACCAAUGCAGCUGGUAGAUAUGCGCACGUUGGUGGAAGAGUGGAGGCUGUUCAAGGCAGAGGCAUACAAGGAGCUGGCACAGCGUCGUAUGACCGCGAUAGACACUGCAUCGGCGGAAAAGGUCAAGGCUGAACACACGUACCGUGGCGCCGACGAUGACGAGGACGACGACUCGGAGCCCAGGCCUCUGCAUGGUCCGUUCUCAACAAACGAAGUACAGGCAGUGUACCGCGAUAUUCUGUUCCCCAGCAGCAUGCUUGCUCCUAGUCGGCGCCGGCUGCGGUCCUUGGAACCUGAUGAGCGGCAGGUCUAUGCUCGCCGGCUGUCGGCAACACCGCACUUGUCAGCCUCUGGUGCCGAGUCACACCCGCCGCCGCCCAUGACAAAGUACCCGAAUCUGGCCAAGCUGUCCACUGCAUGGAAUGUGCUACCGCUAGCGACUUCUCCAAAAAUCUACGAGUUCCGCAAGCGGUACGAGAAGCAGCUUCUGCGCAUCUGCCACGAGCAGGCCGAGAACAAGCUGAGCUCGGUGAACUUUGACAUGGGAGAGACUUUCUCUGAGCUGCUGAACAAGCUGUCGUCGUCAGGCCCGUCCAAGAGCAAGAAGGUCACCGUGUAUGACCUGCUGCAGAACAGCAAGGUUGAGGUUUCCAAGGACAUCUCGGGAUACGAAGAGACAGUCAAGGGCAUCGAGCUCACCGGAGUCACCGUUGAUUACUUCCUCAAGAGCCUCGAUGCGGUGACUAUGGCCCUCGACCACCGUCUGCGCUUGCUAUCAAUAGAGUUUGCCUCAUCUCCACUGGCCGUGGCCAAGCACCCUGGCGACUGCCCCAAGUGGCUGCUCAAUUCGAUGCGCGGGUACUGGCGCCUGGUCUGUCGUCCGCCAAAGCCCACUGCAAAGACAUCGCACCUGUCGAAGGGCAAGAAGCUGCUGGCGACUGGUGCAUCGGCCGCCUCCAAUUCACUGCCUGGAAACGACGGCAGCGGCCUUAUCGGCAGCGCUUCUGGAUCGAGGCGAUCGGCGCUGGCGGCUGCAGCAGAGACGCCGGCUUCGCUGACGCCUUCAAUGGCAUUGAAGAGGCCGCACCACUACCUGGUAGACAGUGUGGCUUCCGGUGACAUUAGUUCACCAUCGCAUGGUGUGGCCAGCGCAAAAGUAGAUAGCCCGACAGCGAAGAGCGUGCUGGAUCGCACUGCCAGUAUAAUCCCAGAUCUACAGAACCAAACACCGGAUAUCAGCACUUUACCCCUGCUCGAAGCCCUGCUGUCUGACCCGUCGACUAUCCCGCAGGACCCAUCAUCGGCAGCGAUGUCUACGCAGACCAUGCCUUCAUCUACGUUCCCGUCAGCCAGGAACCAUGCGUUUGCAGCUGAGCCCAGCAAUAUUCCGAGCGACGAUGCCCAGUCGAUUGCAAGCAUGCCGCCGAGUAAGCGCCAAAGACAGCUCCCAGAUCGCAUGACCAGCGGAGAAUACCGUAGCUACAGCCAUAUGGGUACUAUGCACCAGCCGGGCCAGCUUUUGGCAACUGAUCAGUCGCAGCAGCGGACAGCAUCGUCGCUAGCCGGUGCCAUGGAUAUGGAUGGAAGUGACCAGCAUGACACAGAGUCCUUUGGAACCACUAUCGCGCAGCUGGUUUCGAACAUGGGGUUGGACCCAGUCACCACGCAAGUGCUUGCGGCUACUAUAUCUAACCAGUCGUCGCAUAUCCUCCCUCUGCAGCCUCACGACUCGUUUGCUGGCUUGGCCAUGCCCGCUGGAAGUAGCCACGCCGACUCGCUCUCAUUCUCUGGUGCAGGCAGCGGAAUGUUUAUGCCUGCCGAGCAGCAGCAGCAGCAGCAGCAACAUCAGCAGCAGCAGCAGCAGCAAAGCUAUGGUGCUCAGGUUGCACUGGCAUCGCAGGCCGCUGCAAUGAACAUGUCGUGCAUGCCUAGCCUCCCCAGUGCAUCACUCGACAUAUCCAGAAACCCAAGUCUCCAGCAGCUUUCCACAUCGCUACCUGGCAACAGCAAUCCUCUGCCACACACUGCAUUUGAUUUCCAAGCGCAGCACCAAAAGUAGGCGAUGUCGCUCUCACAACCUGUAGACAUUGUCUUUCUAGUGAGGAGGCUCGUCUUUCGUACUCGCAAUCCAACUUAUACACUUCCCAAUACACAUUACUUUUCUAGACGUUAAUAGCCAUUUCUAUAUUUGCAUGUAAACUGUCCAUGUAGAUUGACAAUCGAC
This is a messenger RNA of Linderina pennispora, 6201 nucleotides long. RefSeq lists its product as uncharacterized. The record is from RefSeq and is a predicted model, not a curated record. Bases 7 to 6036 code for a protein of 2009 amino acids. Gene Ontology annotation, molecular function: RNA polymerase II complex binding. Lineage: Eukaryota; Fungi; Kickxellomycota; Kickxellomycetes; Kickxellales; Kickxellaceae. Gene Ontology annotation, cellular component: RNA polymerase II, holoenzyme. The transcript is spliced from 5 exons. Gene Ontology annotation, biological process: mRNA 3'-end processing.